Punctularia strigosozonata HHB-11173 SS5 is the source of this 1272-nucleotide messenger RNA. RefSeq lists its product as uncharacterized. Lineage: Eukaryota; Fungi; Basidiomycota; Agaricomycetes; Corticiales; Punctulariaceae. The record is from RefSeq and is a predicted model, not a curated record. The transcript has 2 exons. The coding region runs from base 1 to 1272 and encodes 423 amino acids.
AUGCUUCCUAUCUUGUCUCGUCGACGGAAAACAUGCCCGCAGUGUCGAGCAGUCGUGCGUGAACGCCCAGCGGAGGCCUGGAUCGUCAAGGACAUGGUCGCUCAACUCGUCAGAAGCGAGCUUGCUCCUGAUGUCCAUUCGCCGCCUGCGAGUCUUAACCACAACCUAAACCCACAGAGUGACCCUUGGGAGACCCUAUUCCCCAAGCCGAUCUCCAACGAUGCUAGACAUCACCAAUUCGCUCGUGGACGCGGUGAACCAGUCGGGCACGGAAUGUUUGACGAAGAUGACGGGGUGUAUCGUUGUUACGAUUGCAUGCACGAAAUAUGGGAUGGCAGGUGUUCGGGCUGUGGGCGCGAAUAUCACGGGCACAUAGAGAUCGAGCAACUCAAUGGAGUCUGGCUCGGGGAUGAUGUUGACGACAUCGACGAACCGCGGUGGUUGGGAUCUGAAGACGAUGAAGAUGAUGACGACGACGACGAUGACUACGGCGCGAACCAUACCAUGCAUGAGGGAGAACAUGCGCCCGGGCUCAUGCCUGUCAAUGGGCUUGCACAUCCUGGUUUCCAUGAUGUCUUUGAUGGGGGCAUGCUCCCCUGGCUUUUUGGCCCCAUGGCUCACCAAGAGCAUGGCUCAGAUUUCGAGGAAGAGACCGAAGACGACGGGUACGAAUCAAGCUUCAUCGACGACGGGGAGGAACCUCAGUCCCACGAAGAGCAUGGCGAGGAUUCGGACGUGAUCAACCUGGUAUCGGACGAGGAGGAGGAUGACGUUCCCGGAGCUCGAAGAGGCGUCCAUCCUCGUGGGCCUAUGAUAGUCUCAUCGGAUGGUGAGGAAGACGAAAUGGAGAGCAUUCACGAGCCUCCGCGCCCCCGUUCCCAUGGCCGUACAGGAGCGAUCAUCAUUUCUUCGGGGUCGGAGUCGGAAGGAGAGCCCCUUCGUCCUCGUAGGCGCCCUUCGUUCCGUCGUGCUAUCAGGGAGGUAGAAGACGAUGAAAAUGAUGACGGCUCUAUCAAUCGCCCUCCGAUGCAUCUCGCUGGAUAUUUCACACCUCAUCGCACACUCGCAGCGGAUGAAUACCAGCACGGAGAUGAGGACGACGAGCUUGGCGAAGAUGACGAUCCACCGACCAUAUGGGACAAUCCUAUAGCUCAAAGCGACGGCGGACACAGUGAUGGUGACCCAGAUGGCGAGCUGAAUAUGGGUUAUGAUGAUGUAUACGAUAGCUAUGAGAACGACUACGGGAGUGACUAUGACGGAGAUUUCUUUUAA